UUACUCUAUAUCCAUCCACACAUUCAUAACCGUUGCAUGUAACACAUUUCUUUUUCACUACAUUAACUCAUAUAUACUACCAUGGCACAACACAACUUUCUCAUCAUCGCAUACCCUAUCCAAGGUCACAUAAACCCUGCCCUACAAUUCGCCAAGCGAGUCAUUAAUUUGGGCGCGCAUGUCACUUUUGCUACCACUAUCUCCUUACACCGUCGCCUUGUUAACAAACCAAACAUUCCCGGUCUCUCCUUCGCCGCCUUCUCUGACGGCUACGACGACGGUUACAUACCAAAAGACGAUGCUGACAUCGUCUUCUACAUAUCCGAGAUCAAACACCGAGGCUCAGAAUUUCUCAAAAAUAUCAUAGUCUCCGCCAAAAAAGAAAAUCAUCCAUUCACAUGCUUAAUCUACACUCUUACACUUACUUGGGCCCCCAAGUUAGCGCGGGAGUUUGACCUCCCAUCUGUGCUACUUUGGAUUCAAGCAGCAACUGUUUUUGAUAUCUACCAUUAUUACUUUCACAAACACCGUGACUACAUCACAAACAAAUCAGAGGAUGCGGAGUGUUCAAUAGAUUUACCAGGAUUUUCAUUCUCUUUUAAAAGUCGUGACCUUCCCUCAUUUUUAUUGGCUUCAAAUAUAUACACUUGGGCUCUUCCAUCUUUCAAGGAGCACCUUCAAAUCCUAGAUGAAGAAACUAACCCGAGAGUACUUAUGAACACCGUUGAGGAAUUUGAAUCAGAUGCACUCAAAGAUGUUGAUGUUGGUAAGAUCAAAAUGAUACCCAUUGGACCGUUGAUUCCAUCCGCUUUCUUGGACGGUAAGGAUCCUUCAGAUACUUCAUCUGGUGGAGACGUUAUCUGUGUUGACUCGGAGGAUAAUUACCUUGAAUGGUUGGAUAUGAAGGGUGAAUCAUCUGUUGUUUAUGUUUCAUUUGGUACUCUUGCUGUUUUGUCCAAGAGACAAAUGGAUGAAAUUGCAUGUGCGUUGUUGGAUUCUGGGUUUCCAUUUUUGUGGGUAAUUAGAGAUAAUAAAUUACAAAAACAAAAAGAUGAAGAUGAUGCUGAGUUAAGUUAUAGAGUGGAAAUUGAGAAUAAUGUCAAUGGUAAGAUAGUGAAAUGGUGUUCCCAGGUGGAGGUUUUGUCGCAUAGUUCAUUGGGUUGUUUUGUGACGCAUUGUGGAUGGAAUUCGACCUUGGAAUGUUUAAGUUUAGGGGUUCCUAUGGUGGCGUUUCCUCAAUGGAUAGACCAAACUACUAAUGCAAAGUUAAUUGAAGAUGUGUGGAAGACCGGAGUGAGGAUGAAUUGUGAUGAGGAAGGGAUAGUGAAAGCUGACGAAAUUAGACGAUGUUUGGAAUUGGUUAUGGGAAAUGGAGAAAAAGGAGAGGAACUAAGAAGAAAUGCUAAGAAAUGGAAGAAUUUUGCUAGGGAAGCUGUGAAAGAAGGUGGAUCUAGCGAUAAAAAUUUGAGGAAUUUCCUACUUGAUAAUUGAAUGAUUAAGUGAAAGUAACUAUUAUUUCCUCUAUUUAGCUAGUGGGGUGCUAAUAUUAUCAAAAGAAAAAUUGUUAUAAUAACUCCCAAAACGCUCAACUAAGUUAAACUGCAAUUCUAUUUUUAAUUAGAAAGAUAGUGUUACUAUGUUGUUUUGUCAUGAUAAACCGUUCUAAGAAAUAAUGAGGUGAUUUUCCAUAA
Molecule: messenger RNA, 1691 nt
Organism: Trifolium pratense (red clover)
Lineage: Eukaryota; Viridiplantae; Streptophyta; Magnoliopsida; Fabales; Fabaceae
Product: phloretin 4'-O-glucosyltransferase-like
Exons: 1
Coding region: 82-1491 (469 amino acids)
Molecular function (GO): UDP-glycosyltransferase activity
Source: RefSeq, a predicted model, not a curated record